Molecule: messenger RNA, 620 nt
Organism: Phialemonium atrogriseum
Lineage: Eukaryota; Fungi; Ascomycota; Sordariomycetes; Cephalothecales; Cephalothecaceae
Exons: 2
Coding region: 151-357 (68 amino acids)
Biological process (GO): chitin catabolic process
Molecular function (GO): chitin binding
Source: RefSeq, a predicted model, not a curated record
UCUCGGACUGAACAAGAUGACGGAAAUAUAAAUAUGCCUGUGGCUGCAUGCUCCGCCCCGAUCCAUUCCCUAGAUCAACCACCAUCUCCCUAAACCUCGUUCUCGUUUUAUUGGGCUUCAACUAACUAACUGCACCCGACAUUAAACAAGAUGCGCUUCUUCAUCUUCACCAUCGGAGCUCUCGUCUCUGCCGCAGCCGCCCAGAACUGCACACCAGGCAGCUACCGGUGCAGAUCACCUACAUUCCCCGCUGUGUGUGACCAAUCAGGCCAGUGGGUCGUCCUCCAGCAGUGCCCCAACGGCUGGAUCUGCAUUGAAAACAACGGCAGCGUCAACUGCACUCCUGCAGGGACCUAGCUCGUCUUGCUGCGAUACCAAGUAUAGCCGAGGUGGUACGAGAGCGUCAGCUUCUUCUGGCACGCUCUGGACGACAGUUGAUCUGGUUUCUUCUCCAAGGGGGUCUCCCAGGACACAGAAACGGGCUUCCAAUUCCAGUUCAACCCAGCAGUUAUCUAUGUACUGUACUUGUCCAUUUUAGCCCAUCGGCAAUACUAGACUUUUACAACUUCUUCUUCUCCACCACGACUUUAGCGGACGGUCCACGGUCAGGUCCGGCAACA